AUGGACCCCGUCCUCGAUGGUCUGAAUUCUGCCCAACGACAGGCAGUGACUUCCCCUGAUCCUGUUUUACAAGUUCUCGCUCCUCCUGGCUCCGGAAAGACAAAGACCUUAACCGCACGUGUCGCGUACCUUCUCUCACACCAUGGAUACUUGCCCCAAGAUGUUAUUUGCUGCACGUUCACCAUUAAAGCGAGUCGUGAGAUGCGCGAGCGUCUCUCAAAGCUGGUUGGAGAACGUGUGCAGUCACGUUUAAUCCUGGGUACAUUUCACUCGAUUUGUCGGCGGUACCUGGUCAAGUAUGGAUACUUGAUUGGUCUGAGGAAGGGGUUUGGGAUUGCCGAUUCGGAUGAUAGUCGAGGAAUUCUUCGGCGGAUCAUCAAACGGUUAAACUCCGCCAUCGAGGUCAAAGCCGCCCAAGGUCGAAUCUCGCGCCACAAAGCCCAUGGACUUGGUCCGGAUGACUUGGUACAGCGGGUGAAAGCCGAGGAGCUGGAACUGGUGGAUAUCUAUCGCCAAUAUGAAGCGGCACUUGCAGCAUCCAACCUUUUGGAUUACGAUGAUCUGCUCGUGAGAUGCGGGCAGCUUCUGAGAGAGCAUCCGGAUUGCGUGUCGAAUGUGCAAGCAGUGCUGGUGGAUGAGUUCCAGGAUACGAAUAUUAUACAAUACGAUCUGAUGAACCUUUUUGCGGCAAAGAAUCGUCGCAUCACUAUUGUCGGGGAUCCCGAUCAGAGCAUUUACGGGUUUCGGUCUGCUGAGAUCCAGAAUCUGAAACGGAUGCAGAAACGAUACUCGAAUACCUCCAUUGUCCUUUUGGAAUCCAACUACCGCUCAUCUGCUGCCAUCUUGAGCUCUGCACAGGAUGUGAUUGAGCAAGAUACUGCGCGUCCUGAUAAAAAACUACAACCGACCCAUUCCCAUGGAACUAUGCCUGUUCUAAGGAAACUUCCAAAUUCCACCGCUGAAGCCCAUUGGAUGGUUCUUGAGAUCAAAAGAUGUAUUGCCAUGACAGGUGGCGUCUUGCGCAUGUCCGAUUUUGCAGUGCUACUGAGAUCUGCCUCACUAUCCACUCGGAUAGAAACAGCAUUUGGGCGCGCCGGUAUCCCAUACAAAAUGGUUGGCGGUCGCAAGUUCUUUGAUCGGACAGAGGUCAAGACGCUGAUCAACUAUAUGAGGGUUGUGAGUCAUAGUGAGGGCACCGACGCGCUUCUUGGUAUCAUCAAUGUUCCACCGCGGAGAAUCGGAGACGAGACGAUCAAACAGUUGACGAACGGUGCGGAAAAAGCCAAUGUCCCUCUGUGGACAUUCAUCAAGGACGUUAUCCAAGGCCGUCGUUCGACCGAGAAGAAGCUGCAAAAGGCAGCAGAGCUGGGACUCUGCUCGCUGAUGAAGCUGAUCGAUGCGUCUAAGCAGAGGCUACAGGAAUGUGAAGAUGCAUCGGCGCCACGGGUGCUCCUCGAGUACAUCACCGAGAGCCUUUCGUUCCAAGAAUAUCUCGUCAGAACCUAUCCACUGGAUGAAGACGGUCGCUGGGCAAACGUCAAGGAGUUGAUGGGUCAAGCUAAUGAAGCUGCACUCUCAAGCGAUGACCCCGGUCAAGAGGAAGACCUCCCUGAAAUUGAAGGGAUUGAACAACAGAAAGUACAUGCAGGAGAAGAGGCCCUCUCCCGCUUCCUAGCAAAUGUUGCCCUUGCUACUGAAGCAGCUACAAAGGAUGAAGGAGACCAGGUGACUGAGAAAGUCACAAUCUCCACCAUCCAUGCUGCUAAAGGUUUAGAAUGGCCCGUUGUUUUCAUCCCGGCCGUAUACAAUGGAAGCAUCCCGCAUUCUCGAGCAGAAGUCCUUGAAGAAGAGAGGCGGUUGCUUUACGUGGCGAUGACUAGAGCUCAGGCUUUGUUGUACCUAAGUCUCCCACUACGACAGCCUCGCAUGGGCGAAGGAGAGGAUUCAUCCACCACUCUGACACCGUUUCUUCCUUCCAAAUUGAUCAAGACUCGCUUUCGCCUCAUGGGCCCUCAGUUGCUGGAAAAUGUUGUGUACGCCAUUGCUGAUAUCCUGCGUCGACCACGCCCUGCCGUUGAAGACAUGUACAAAUCGCUGGGAUCCCUUCCAUCAACACUUGAUGAUCAGUGGACGGCCGAAGGCGAAGAGAAGAACAAGGGCGAGUCCGGAUGGAAGACCUCCCUGGAACCAUCAGGAGAACCUGACCCUAAGAGACGGCGUUCGGACAUGAACCAGUCAACUACCACCACGUACAUGUCAGGUGGACAGAGCAUGGGUAACUCAUCGAAUUUCAUGGUCCCUACCACGCUCAACUCCGGGUUCUCAUCUGCUCGUGACUACAUCACGGCCAACCCGAGUCAGGCAACAAUGGAAACCAAGGCAACAGAAAACGUCCCGGCCAGUCAGGCGAAGAGCAUCAGCCGCAAAGAAGGACUCAGUCAAGCCAGCAUCUCAAACUUCUUCGGCGGGCCAGGGUCCUCCCAGAAAGCGUCCACCACCAGCAUGCCCGCCCAACCUCGAAGAAAUCAGGUGACAUCAAAUCUGGGCUCUACUACCGUUCCGCCUACGUUAUCUUCCCACCGUCUCCAGCCACGGCCAUUGCAGCCUACGCGACCAACCUUGGAACCUGCUGAGCCUAACAAUUACACGUGGCUGGCGGCUCCGUCUAGACCUGUAGUGAAACCUGCCCGGAUGCUGACCCCGAAUGGAAACAACACAGCGGACACAGGGACCAGGGCGGAAGAGGUGAAACAAGAGAGCUCCACCCGCGGAGUCCAUUCAGUGACCUUCCACACGACCACUAUGACCACGGUGCGCCAGCAAGCCCAAGCUCCGGGGCGACGGACACUAGGGAUCCGGCGGAGUAUGAAUGGAUGGGAGGAGCGGAUGAAGCGGGAGGGCGGGGGCUAA
Molecule: messenger RNA, 2910 nt
Organism: Penicillium odoratum
Lineage: Eukaryota; Fungi; Ascomycota; Eurotiomycetes; Eurotiales; Aspergillaceae
Product: ATP-dependent helicase
Exons: 2
Coding region: 1-2910 (969 amino acids)
Biological process (GO): recombinational repair
Cellular component (GO): nucleus
Molecular function (GO): 3'-5' DNA helicase activity; hydrolase activity; ATP binding
Source: RefSeq, a predicted model, not a curated record